AUGGGGGACCACUUUGAGAAGGGCCAGCAAGCUUUGCUCAAUGAAGGAGAAGAGAAUGAGAUGGAGAUAUUUGGCUACCGGACUCAGAGCUGCCGGAAAACCCUCUGCCUUGCUGGAUCGAUCUUCUCCUUUGGGAUCCUCCCCUUGGUGUUUUACUGGAGACCCGCUUGGCACGUGUGGGCAAAUUGCAUCCCGUGUUCCUUGCAAGAAGCAGACGUCGUGUUGCUGAGGACAACAGAUGAAUUCCAAACUUACUCUUGGAAAAAGGUAGUGUGGAUCUGCCUGUCAGCAAUGAACAGUGCAUUUGGGAUCAUUCCUGAUCACCCUCUCAUCACAGAUGAGGACUAUAUCAUAAAUAGAGCCAUAAGAAAGCCAGACCUAAAGGUGAGAUGCAUAAAAGUGCAGAAAAUAAGAUAUGUUUGGAACAACUUGGAAGGACAGUUCCAGAAAAUUGGCUCUUUGGAAGACUGGCUCAGUUCUGCCAAGAUACAUGUAAAGUUUGGAUCAGGUCUAACAACAGAAGAACAAGAGAUUAGGAGGUUAAUAUGUGGGCCAAAUACUAUCGAUGUUGAAAUCACACCCAUCUGGAAACUGCUCAUCAAGGAGGUUUUAAAUCCAUUUUACAUAUUUCAGCUCUUCAGUGUCUGUCUGUGGUUUAGCGAAGAGUAUAAGGAGUAUGCUUUUGCUAUCAUAAUCAUGUCGAUCAUUUCCAUUGCUUUGACCGUAUAUGAUCUCAGAGAGCAAUCUGUAAAGCUCCACCAUCUAGUUGAAUCACAUAAUAGCAUUACAGUCUCUGUAUGUGAGAAAAAAGCUGGAGUCCAGGAGCUGGAAUCACGCUUCCUGGUACCUGGAGAUCUAUUAAUUUUGACAGGGAACAAAGUGCAAAUGCCAUGUGAUGCCAUUCUGAUAGAUGGAAGCUGUGUGGUAGAUGAAGGCAUGCUGACAGGAGAAAGUAUUCCGGUCACUAAAACUCCAUUACCUAAAAUGGAUAGCUCUGUGCCCUGGAAAACACAGAGUGAAGCGGAUUACAAACGGCAUGUCCUCUUCUGUGGAACAGAGGUCAUCCAGGCCAGGGGGGCUUGCUCUGGCACCGUGAAAGCAGUAGUACUGCAGACAGGAUUCAACACUGCAAAGGGGGACCUCGUGAGAUCUAUUCUCUACCCCAAGCCGAUGAAUUUUAAGCUCUACAGGGAUGCCAUCAGGUUCCUCCUGUGCCUCGUAGGGACAGCCACCAUCGGGAUGAUCUACACUUUGUGCGUCUAUGUGCUCAGUGGGGAAACUCCGGAGGAGGUGGUGAAGAAAGCCCUUGAUGUCAUCACAAUCGCGGUUCCUCCCGCUCUACCUGCUGCCCUGACCACAGGCAUUAUCUAUGCCCAGCGGAGGCUGAAGAAGAGAGGCAUCUUUUGUAUUAGCCCCCAGAGGAUUAAUGUAUGUGGACAAUUAAACCUUGUCUGCUUUGACAAGACAGGUACCUUAACAAGGGAUGGCUUGGAUCUCUGGGGAGUCGUGCCCUGUGAUAGGAGUGGCUUCCAGGAAGUCCACAACUUUGCCUCAGGCAAGGCUUUGCCAUGGGGCCCACUGUAUGCAGCCAUGGCCAGCUGCCAUUCUCUGAUCCUCCUGGAUGGGACCAUCCAUGGAGACCCACUGGACCUCAAAAUGUUUGAAGCUACUACCUGGGAAAUGGUGGUUUCCGGGCAUGAUUUCCACAUCAAGGGAGCACCGGCAUGUGCCAUGGUUGUUAAGCCCUGCAAAACAACCAGCCAGGUCCCCGUGGAAGGAAUUGCAAUCCUGCAUCAGUUCCCAUUCUCAUCAGCGCUGCAGAGGAUGACAGUCAUUGUCCAAGAGAUGGGGGGUGACUGGCUGGCGUUCAUGAAAGGUGCACCAGAGAGGGUGGCCAGCUUUUGCCAACCUGAGACAGUACCAACUAGUUUUGUUAGUGAACUUCAGAUUUACACGACACAGGGCUUCCGGGUCAUAGGACUGGCCUACAAAAAGCUGGAAAUGGACCAUCAUACCACUGCUUUGAUGAGGGACCAGGUAGAAUCAGACCUGAUAUUUCUGGGAUUGCUGAUCUUGGAGAAUCGACUGAAGGAAGAGACAAAACCUGCCCUGGAAGAGCUCAUCUCAGCCCGGAUAAGGACUGUAAUGAUCACAGGUGACAAUCUUCAGACUGCAAUAACAGUGGCCAGAAAGUCUGGAAUGGUUUCUGAAAGCCAGAAAGUCAUUCUCAUUGAAGCAAAUGAAACUACUGAGUCCUCAUCAGCAUGUAUAUCUUGGCAAUUAGUCGAAGAGAAGAAACAUAUUGCUUAUAGGAAUCAGGACAAUUACAUUAACAUCAGGGAAGAAGUCUCUGAUAACAGCAGAGAAGGAAGUUACCAUUUUGCCCUAAGUGGAAAAUCGUUCCAGGUUAUAAGUCAACAUUUUGGCAGCCUACUGCCAAAGAUAUUGAUCAAUGGGACCAUCUUUGCAAGAAUGUCUCCAGGGCAGAAAUCCAGUCUGGUGGAAGAAUUUCAGAAACUAGAUUACUUUGUAGGUAUGUGUGGUGACGGAGCCAAUGACUGUGGGGCUUUGAAAAUGGCUCACGUGGGCGUCUCUUUAUCAGAGCAGGAGGCAUCUGUGGCCUCACCUUUCACUUCCAAAACUCCAAACAUUCAAUGUGUACCUCACCUUAUCAAGGAAGGACGUGCAGCUCUCGUUACCUCAUUUUGCAUGUUUAAGUACAUGGCUCUGUACAGCAUGAUUCAGUAUGUUGGUGUUCUGCUGCUCUACUGGGAGACAAACAGCCUUUCAAAUUACCAGUUUCUGUUCCAGGAUCUGGCCAUUACAACUCUUAUUGGUGUAACAAUGAAUUUGAAUGGUGCCUAUCCCAAGCUGGUGCCUUUCAGACCUGCAGGACGGCUGAUCUCCCCGCCUCUGCUGCUCUCUGUGAUUCUCAACAUUCUUCUCAGCCUGGCCAUGCACAUUGUGGGCUUCAUUCUGGUUCAGAGGCAGCCUUGGUAUUCCAUGGGGAUGCACAGUACCUGCACAGUGCAAAAUGAAACCACCUCAAAGUUAACCAUUUCUCCAACUGCUCCGGAUAAGAUCGGAAGUAAUGGUGUCUUCACAAGUUUUGAGAACACUACUAUAUGGUUCUUGGGAACAAUCAACUGUAUCAUUGUGGCUCUUGUCUUCUCUAAAGGAAAACCAUUUAGGCAGCCCACAUACACAAACUAUAUAUUUGUCCUUGUGCUGGUCAUACAGCUGAGUGUGUGUCUAUUCAUUCUGUUUGCCGAUAUUCCAGAAUUAUAUAGGCGUCUGGAUCUGCUCUGCACUCCUGUCCUGUGGAGGGUCUACAUUGUCAUUAUGCUCGGCUCCAAUUUCAUUGUGUCCCUUGUCGUGGAGGAGGUCAUCAUUGAAAAUAGAGCCCUGUGGAUGAUAAUCAAAAGAUGCUUUGGCUAUCAAUCAAAGAGCCAGUAUCGGAUAUGGCAGAGGGCCUUGGCAAAUGACCCCAGUUGGCCCCCCAUAAACCAGACCUCCUACUCUGACAUGCCGGCGUGUGGCAGGGGAGUGUCUUAUAGCAACCCGGUGUUUGAGAGCAACGAGGAACAACUUUGA
Molecule: messenger RNA, 3594 nt
Organism: Kogia breviceps (pygmy sperm whale)
Lineage: Eukaryota; Metazoa; Chordata; Mammalia; Artiodactyla; Physeteridae
Gene: ATP13A4
Product: ATPase 13A4
Biological process (GO): intracellular calcium ion homeostasis; polyamine transmembrane transport
Cellular component (GO): endoplasmic reticulum membrane; late endosome membrane
Molecular function (GO): ATP hydrolysis activity; polyamine transmembrane transporter activity; P-type ion transporter activity
Source: RefSeq, a predicted model, not a curated record